CCAAGCAUGUGUGCUGUGAGAACAGCAUAUGUAACACAUAGGUCAGAGCCUUGGAGAGAAUCCUGAUGAGACAUGUUGUAUUGAAACCCUAACAGUUAGUUUACCUAAGUGUCUUUAAUCUAAUUUAAUUAAUGGUUUCGUUGCCUUUAUGCUAACGAUGAAUAAUUCAGAUGUGGUACAGUGUCGAUCUCGACAUUUAACUGAUGUGAAGAAAACAGCCAGGAAAAGAGCACAGCUGUACAGUUUGACAGUAUCAGUUUUAUUUUCUUGCCUUUGAAGAGUUAGCAAGGACAAGAAGAUGAGUGGCCAGGGAACAGUGUCUGUGCUCAAUGACAUCACACCUGUCCAGCAAAUGAUAGCUUCCUCCUCAGGAGCGCUGCUUACUUCACUGUUUGUUACACCCCUGGAUGUGGUGAAAAUUAGGCUUCAGGCACAAAGAAGUCCCUUUUGGAAAGGAAAAUGUUUUCUGUAUUGCAAUGGCCUUAUGGACCACAUUUGUGUGUGUGAAAAUGGGAACUCCAAAGCCUGGUACAAGGCCCCUGGACAUUUCACAGGCACUUUGGAUGCAUUUAUUAAAAUCAUUCAAAAAGAAGGAAUAAAGUCAUUAUGGAGUGGGCUUCCUCCAACGCUAGUUAUGGCUGUACCUGCUACUGUUAUAUAUUUCACUUGCUAUGACCAGCUCUGUGCUAUUCUGAAGUACAGGAUGGGCAGCGAUUCUAAUGAAGCACCACUGCUGGCAGGGGCUUUGGCUAGAGUGGGGUCUGUCACUGUGAUCAGUCCGCUGGAGCUAAUACGGACAAAGAUGCAGUCCCAGAAGCUGUCGUAUCGGGAGCUGAACACCUUUAUCCGGACAUCCGUGGCAGCUGAUGGCUGGCUGUCUCUGUGGAGGGGCUUGGGCCCCACUCUACUCAGAGAUGUGCCUUUCUCAGCAAUGUACUGGUAUAACUAUGAGCUUGGAAAGAAGUGGCUCUGUGAGAAGAAUGAUGCCAGAGAACCAACAUUCAUGAUCACUUUCACCUCAGGAGCAGUGUCUGGGUCUAUUGCUUCAAUAAUAACUUUACCGUUCGAUGUGGUAAAGACACGGAGACAAAUUGAACUUGGGGAGCUUGAGGCUUUGAACUUAUCUCCUCGGGCCUCGUCCUCCACCAUGCACGUGAUGAGAAGGAUUGUGGCUGAAAAUGGUGUUAGAGGAUUAUUCGCAGGAUUCCUUCCCCGGUUGAUCAAAGUGGCCCCAGCUUGUGCUAUAAUGAUCAGCACUUAUGAGUUUGGGAAGGCUUUCUUCCACAGGCGGAAUCGAGAGAGACAGAUGGUGGCACUUCAGAAUGGGCCCUGAGCAAACAGCCUUACUCCAGUACUGUAUAUAUGUGCCUAUCACAGUUCCAUAAAGUGCAUAUCUGGUUUUCAGAUUCUGAAUUGCAUAAUGAGACUGAGCAUUUGCAGGUUUGGACAUAGAUAUUGCCUGUUCAAAACAUUAACGUAAUUAUGCAGUUUUUUCAAAGUAUGGAUUGUUGUAAAGUAAAAUAAUUUCUGGGCUUUCAGGAUGUCUUCAAGGCCCGCAAAAUUCAAUUUAGAAAGAUCUAGAUGUUAAAUGUGUACACAGGCAAUACAUCUGGCUAAGUAAGAUGAGGUAUAAAUAUUUCAUUCAUAACCAAAACAAACUAUAUUGCAUCAAAUGUUGCUCACUGAUCGAAAAUAUUGUAAUAUUCUGAUUGCGUUUAAUUAUCAUUGAUCCUCCACAGAGCAAAACUAACCUCUAAAAUAGUUUAAAUUGCAUUUUCAGUGUUAAUUUAAUCUUGUUUCCCAAUAAAAUAUUUUUUUAUUGACAACUGAAAGAAAUAUAUUUCUAUGUGGAUGAUUUAUUUUCUAAUUUAAAUAACGCAGGAUCAGGUGUUCACAAGCUUAAAUAUUUAUAUAUUUUUUAAAACUGGAAUAUUAUUCAGAAAGUAGACUGCAGAUUAAGUUCCCUGCUAUUUGUUUGGAAUACUGUAUGUCUACAGGAUGUCUCAUGUAGGUUCUCGAGCCAUAGUUGAGGGAAUCUGGUACUAUAAAACAGCAGUAGUGAUGAGUGUGCUGGACAAAAUGUGAGUGCAUCUGUUGCAGAUUGGAGGAGCCAAAUUUUCAGCAUUCUGUACAAAACCCAUAGAGAAGUAAAAUCCACAUUGAAAUCCUGUUUGAUUCAGAACCAUACACACCUCUGGGAAAAUUGGAGUAGAGUUUGUGCACUGGUAUUCUUUCCUUUCCCUUAAGCAAAGCAUAAAAAGCCUUGCUUUGUAAAAAUGACAAAAGCAGUCCAGGACAGUGGGGUUGUAUGUUUCCUGGCUCAGGCUCUAUACUAGAUUCCAAAAUGGCAAGCAUACCAAGCUUAAAAUGCCACACUGGGGAUGAAUGAAGUAUUUGAAUUGAAUGGUAGGACUCUUCUGCUGGGGUUAGUCACUUACUCAUUGGGUUCCAUUACUAUCCAAAUGUGGCAAACUAGAGAUCUAGAGUAGAGUCUGGCGUUUAUGCUUGUAUUGGAUGGGCAAUACAGUACCUCAUCUUGCACACCAAAAUAGUGGACGUCUAAAACAUAAGGCAAAGGGAAGCACAACUAUCGCAUAUUAACCCCCACUCUUGAUAUGAAUAAGCAGAUGUUUCUCACAAAUUUGGCCAUCUGUGCAAUGAUAAGUCCUUGCAAUUUAAGCACAUUACAGCUAUAAAAAGUCAUCUCUUUACACAAUGUAUCUCACUUUGUUAAUGCUGCCAUGCAUUCUGGCAUAAGUGCUAGGUAUCGGCUAUUUCUUUCUCAGGUGCUGAAUAUGUCCCCCUUUCAAAGAUUUUUAAUUUUGUUUUAUACUUUCAAAGAGGAUCACCCUUUAUAGCACUUUAUUGCCCUUUUCAAUAAAAGUUAAAACUGUCAAUCCUUUAUUUAGCUUGUACAAAUGUGUGCCAAACGUUGUUUUAAAAUUAUAAAAAGCAGUGGAUUUAUAUUGUCUUUCUUCAUCAUGUAGUGUUUUCACUUUUCAUGUUGCAUAACUCUGCCACACAUUUUGAAAGGUGUACCAAUGUGAUCUGUGAACAAGAUCACAAUACAGACAUUUCAAAUAAAAAUAAUUUUAAGGAAAA
Molecule: messenger RNA, 3102 nt
Organism: Lepisosteus oculatus (spotted gar)
Lineage: Eukaryota; Metazoa; Chordata; Actinopteri; Semionotiformes; Lepisosteidae
Gene: slc25a40
Product: solute carrier family 25 member 40
Biological process (GO): mitochondrial transmembrane transport
Cellular component (GO): mitochondrion
Source: RefSeq, a predicted model, not a curated record